AUGCAACCAUCGUCCUCUCAGAAGAGCGACAAGGAGAAAAAGACGCCUACCUCGGUGCGUCAACUCCUUCGAGAACAGCGAGAACUCGAUGAGAAGCGCAAGUUCGGCCUCGCCCCGCUCGCCGUAGAUGCUGUGACGCAGCAGGAGAUUAGCCCGAACGUCCCCCAGUCCAUCGCCCGCGCGCCGUGGUACUACGGCGUCCAAGGCACCACCUUAGACCACCAGCGGAAGAAAGCCGUGGAUGGCACCGACACCACCGACGCCUAUGACCGCCUCAAUGAUUACGAGGAGCGGGUGGUGGUGGUGGGGCGGCCGAAGCAUUAUGUGGCCGGGGCCUGUGCCAACUGUGGCUCCCGCACCCACAAGACGCCGCAUUGUUUGCUGCCCAAGAAGAAAGUCGGCGCGAAGUACAGUGGGGUGGUGACAGGGGUGGAUGUGAAGGUGGUCGCCCCGGCGACGGGCGCCAUCCCGACGUCCGCGCAAAAACGAAACCGCCUUGUGGAUAAGGUGGGCAUCGAUUUGCUACACCAGGCCCUGCAAGAGAAUGAUGAGGGGGAACCGGGAGACGACCCCGACAGCGACCCAAGUAAGCGAGCGAGGCCCGAGAACGCCUUCGCCAAGCUCGCCGCCCAGCACGGCGGGCUUGAAAUUCAACCGCUUCCGAAAUAUUUAGAAAAUUUAGACGAAAAGGACAUCUUUUUCGACCCCAAAAUGGGGGCUAUGCGGGAAAAUCCGAAUGCGCACGAUCCCACGAGGCUUUUCCAGGGAGAUCUACAGCGCUAUCGGUCUGGAGACUACUACAACUAUGUGGAAUCCCAGUACCGCUACCUGACUGGGCAGUCGAAGUCUUUUGUGGAUUUCGCACUGGACGAAGAAUUAGGUCGCGCAAAAGGUUUGGAGAAGGUCGAAGGGGGAGGAAGUGCAUCGGCAACGAAGGAAAAAACUUCAGACAAAGAAAUAAAAGACGGGAAGAUUGAAGGUCGAAGUUCGGACGACAGGGAACUCGCCGUGAAGACGCUUGUUCGCUCACUUUAUGGAAACUCUGUUGAUCAAAACACCAGCAAUGUUGCAACGAAAUCACUCUCGUCAUUAGGGGAUUCUGCUUUGGGGACUGCGGCGGCCGUGGAGGCACCGUGUGGACCCAAGAAAGAGACGAAGGGAGGCGCAUGUGCCCCUUUUGCACCCCAUAGCUCUGCCAUUGAAACAGAGGAAUCACAUCUCAUACGGGUUCAUGAGAAGCUGAUGCGGCUCUCUCAUCACGACGUUACUUCGUAUGGAGAUCAUGCGUACUGCUUUGGUAGCUACUUCGACCCGGAAAUUUUUUCUUGGGGGUUUAAGUGCUGCCACAAGUGUGAAAAGGACUCUCCAUGUACGUCGGAGCUACACAAAAAUCCAAAAGAAUAG
Messenger RNA from Phytomonas sp. EM1, 1404 nucleotides. NCBI's taxonomy places the organism in Eukaryota, Euglenozoa, Kinetoplastea, Trypanosomatida, Trypanosomatidae. The record is from the annotation of a GenBank genome assembly.